AUGACACUGCUGCUUUAUAUCUAUCAUUCUUAUUCAUUUACCUAUCCAUCAAAGAUACCUUUCAACGAUUUCCGAUUGCUAGUAGAAGGAGGAGGCUCAGAUCAGAAAGAAUCGCUUCGUCAGUCUCUAAGUCGAACUGAAGCGGUUCAGAACGAGGCGUAUAUCGAAGGGAACGGUGUUGCAGCAGCAGGGACCAUUUGGAUGAAUGACACUGGUAUUUCGGUGUGCUCCACGAAUAAUGCCACCGCUAGCAAUUUGCCAGCUGGUAUGCUGAAACGGCCAUCUGACUUGUUAAUAGAUGCUACUACGUUUGAGAAACGGAUCAAGUUGGAGGCGAACCUUCCUGAUGAUCAUAAGAGCAGUAUGAUAGGAAUAGCAUCGAAAACGGAUUCUAUGACGAAAAUGAGUGCAUCACCACCACGUAGCGGGGCAGUGGGAACAACACGUGCGAAUGCCAUUGUCUCAAACAUUGACUUGUCUAUUGCAACGGGUAAUCAUGGACAAAACUCGUGCAACGGGCAGUUGCCUCGUGCAGCUGAUAUGCGAGACCCCGCAUCUGUUGAAACAACACAUCCAGUGGAUCCAGGACAUGAUGUGCCGUCAACAUCAGUGGUUGCAGGUCAUCAUCAUCCGCAACAGUUAGCAGGUGUUACAGCUGCACCAUCAGUUAAUAACAUGCAAGCGCUUUCAUCAGUUAAUUCUUUGACUUCUGAACCACCAGGGAUAUCUGUUGGUGUACUAACUUCAACAGGUCGAAGUGAGCAGCCCACUAGUGUUACCACUGGUAGUAGUAGUAGUUCGGUAGUGACAGGUGCUACAGUCCUAGCAGCGUCGACAGUUCCAGCAUCUCCAGCUGGUGCACCUAUGCUUGAUCCAUUUAGGCAGGCGUUUUUUGGAGGCAACAGUCUUGCGGCAUUAAAUGCUGCGGCAGCCGUUGCAGGAUCAGCGGGUUCCACUGUUGGGGCUGCUGACUUUAGCAAUUUAUUUUUCCAUACUGCACCUCCGAAUGCUGCAGCUGCAUUUCCGUUUCUUGCUGCACAAAUUCUGCAACAGCAACACCAACAUCAACAGGCGCAACAAUCUAUGUCAAUUGGCCAAGGAUCAGCACCUCCGACAACCGUUCCGACCGGAGCGCAACCUUCGACUUCUACAGCACCUUCAGUAGGUUGUAUACAGUUUCCUUCAGGUGCUGCACUUGCUCCUCAGUUGGCAAAUGCUGCCUUGCUUGGACGUGCUCUGCCUACUGCUGCUGCUACUCAACCCUUAUCUGUAAAAACAAAGCAAGGGCGAUGGUGUGGGAUGCAUAUAAAAAUAGCGUACGACAUACUGUCCAAAAAAGAACGUCGUUCAACUCCUCAACCAUCGGUUGCAUCUCAAAGUGCAUCUUUACCUGCUCCUCCCCAGAAUUCUUGCAACCUAAACACCAUGAGAAAUGCAGGUGUCACUGCACCUUUCUGCCCACCUUCAACUUCUAAUGCCAGCAUGACAAGCCUAGGCAGUGGACUACCAUCAUCUUUUCCCGUAUUAGCUCAAACUGGCGCUUUGCCCUCACCCUUUUCGUUGCCAUUCCAACAAUUCGCGGAUACCAGCAAAUUAGUUCGUCGAAGUGGGACUCCAAAACAAUCUCAAAACCGUUCAGCAACGACUAUCACUCGUAGCCCGUCAUCUGCUUCUGGAUUGCAUCUGCAACUGAGUGGUACUGGUAAUACUGCCAGCGGACUAAUCGCACCUUCACUAGCUGCCGGAGCAGGAAGUACUAUGCCUCUUCAAGGAUCUCUCCCCAACCCUCUGUCAGGUGUUCUUGGCUCGUCCUUACCUUUAACACCAAAUUUACCAUCCGCCUCGGCUUCUCUCACGAAUGGUACUAGUGAAGCUGCUGCUCAAGCAGCAAUGUUUGCUGCUUUGCAGAAUGUCCAGCAAAAUGCAGUUGCAGCUUUCCCAAAUGGUUCUUUGUCAGCUACACCUUAUUUGCUAUCGUCUGCUGCUGCACCGCAGCCACAUCCUCUUUCAGCUAUCACGUCGCAGGCACAAAACAUUUACCAGUCUCAACGUCUGUUUGACCCCAGUAUGACUGCUGCUAUGUUUCAACAAAUGCAAUCAAUGGAGGCUUUACGGCAAUCAGCUGCAUCAGCGCAAAUGAAUUCUAAUCCCGCUGGAGCAGGAUCGCACGUUCCGGUAAGUGGUGCGCCCCAAGGGGCGCCUCCUCAAUCGCAACCUCCUCCUUCGUCCAUUGAUUUAGUCCGCAUGCAAAUGGAACAGCAAAUGAUGGAUCGAUAUAUGAUUGCAUUAAGCAGUGCAUCCGGCAUAGGUAGUAAUAAUACUAUGACAGCUUCAUCGAAUUUUGAGCUCAUGCGACAGCAGCUCUUUGCGGCACACAUGCGUCAACAAUCGCAACAAACCUCUCUGGAAGCACUGCUGGAAAUGCAGCGUCAGCAGCAACAACAGCUGUUUAAUGUCUCUCGCGGUCUUCCUUCGUCAUACACAUUGGCUGGGGGUGCACCGCCGGGAAGUAUUCCUGGCUCUGCCGCUGCUGCUGCUGCUGCUGCGGCCGGAUUACCACAAGGUCUCGGCGCUGCAGCUGGCCUCUUCAACUCUAACUUAAUGGCACUGGGCAACGCGGCUAAUCUUCAGCAGGCUCUUUAUAAUGGUAAAAAUCCAUACUCGAAUACGUUGGAGCAGCUGGCUCGGCAAAAACGCGAAGAUGAUAUUAUUCAAUCGGGAAGGUAG
Thelazia callipaeda (thelaziosis nematode) is the source of this 2727-nucleotide messenger RNA. Lineage: Eukaryota; Metazoa; Nematoda; Chromadorea; Rhabditida; Thelaziidae. The record is from the annotation of a GenBank genome assembly.